Molecule: messenger RNA, 1134 nt
Organism: Macroventuria anomochaeta
Lineage: Eukaryota; Fungi; Ascomycota; Dothideomycetes; Pleosporales; Didymellaceae
Product: Di-copper centre-containing protein
Exons: 4
Coding region: 1-1134 (377 amino acids)
Molecular function (GO): oxidoreductase activity
Source: RefSeq, a predicted model, not a curated record
AUGUUGGUGCCCGUCGUUCAAGUCUUGGCUUUGGCUGCGACAGUCCAGUCAGCUGUAAGGACUCGAGAUGCCGCGGAAGACUUACAGCGUCAGGCAAUCACAGCACUCAGGAAGGUCAAGGUAAAUGGUACUGAUUGCUCUGUAUCCAACGCUGCUGUUCGAAAAGACUGGGACUCAAUGUCAGGCAAGGAACGCAAAGCAUACACGACUGCCGUACAGUGCAUGCUUUCUUCCCCAUCGAAGUCUGACCCAGCAUUGGUCCCAGGGGCGCGCAACAGAUACGAUGAUUUUGUUGGGCAACACAUAAAUCAAACUCUGACCAUCCACGGCACCGGAAACUUCCUAACAUGGCACCGACUCUUCGUCUACUCGUACGAGAAAGCACUACAAGAAGAAUGCUCAUACAAGGGCUACCAGCCAUACUGGAACUGGUUCUCCUACCAAGACGACCUGAAGCAGUCCCCCGUAUUCGACGGCUCCGCAACAAGCAUGAGCGGCGACGGUUCCUAUAUCUUCCACAACGGCAGCGUAGGCGGCGGCGGCACCAUCUUCCUUCCUUCAGGAGAAGGGGGCGGAUGUCUCCAGGAUGGUCCCUUCAAAGGCAUGGUUGCGAACCUUGGUCCUGUAUCCCCAACGAUGAGAGGCCAAACGAAGGUCAACGGCAGCCUGUCAUACAAUCCUCGCUGUUUGAAGCGCGAUUUGACCACUUAUGCAUCUUCGAACUGGCUUACGGUCGAGAACUUCCUGAACUUGACCACUGGAGAUGCUUCGAAGUCCAUCAUGCUUUUCCAGAACGAGCUGCAAGGACGCUUUCCUGACGGGUUUCUCGGCCUCCACGCCGCCGGCCAUUUCAGCAUCGGCGGCGACGCUGGAGACAUCUUCUCGUCGCCGGUAGAUCCAGCCUUUUUCCUGCAUCAUGCAAUGCUUGACAGAGUCUACUGGAUCUGGCAAGCCUUGCACAGGGAGCAGGCGAACACGGUCGCUGGCACACUGACGCUUAACAAUAAACCACCGAGUCGUAAUACUACUCUGGAAGAUUUGAUACAGAUGAACUGGUUGAACGUGGAGGCUAUGCCGAUUGGAGAUCUGACUGAUACUCUGGGGGAGAAGCCGUUGUGCUACAUCUAUCAGUAA